AGGAUCUUGUACUUGUACGCUUCUUUACUCGACGAGUCGGCUCACCGAGUUCACCGUUUCUCUGCUCUCUCGCUGUGUUUUUGCCUGAGAAUCUGAAACGCCAAAAGGAGAGCACAAAGGUAGCGUCACACAAACGCACCUCCGAGUAAACAGCGGUCUACUGUCUGCGUUAGCGUUCUCUUUACCAUUCCGGCGCGCCUGCCAUUACGAUGGCCCUUCAGGCCGGUCCGUUCUGUUUCUGCGGUCCCAGCUUUAGAUCUGUUCCUGACCCACUGAGUUCGAAACGACGACUCGCCGUCAAAGCUGCUUCUUCAGGACUCUCUUCUCUUAAGCCCUUCUCAGUCACGCGAUCCAACUUCAAAGGAAGAGCAGUUUCGGGUGAUGGUGGAACAAAGGAGGAAUCCCCUCUUGUGGUGUGUUUUGGGGAAAUGCUGAUAGACUUUGUACCAACAACUAGUGGCCUUUCUUUGGCUGAGGCUCCUGCUUUCAAGAAGGCUCCUGGUGGUGCCCCUGCCAAUGUCGCCGUGGGUAUUGCUCGUCUUGGCGGUUCUUCAGCUUUCAUCGGGAAGGUUGGUGAAGAUGAAUUUGGUUACAUGCUCGCAAACAUUCUAAAGAAGAAUAACGUGAACAAUGAAGGCAUGCGGUUUGACCAAGGAGCACGAACUGCUUUAGCUUUUGUGACGUUGACACGAGAAGGUGAACGAGAGUUCAUGUUCUACAGAAACCCCAGUGCCGAUAUGCUGUUAAAAGAAUCUGAACUUGAUAUUGAUUUGAUUACAAAGGCGAAGAUAUUCCAUUACGGUUCCAUAAGUCUUAUUACAGAACCGUGCAGGUCUGCUCACAUAGCCGCAGCUAAAGCUGCCAAGGAUGCUGGUGUUGUUCUGUCCUAUGACCCCAACCUUAGGCUUCCAUUAUGGGCUUCUCCCGACGAAGCUAGAGACGGGAUUUUAAGCAUUUGGGAUACUGCUGAUAUCAUCAAGAUCAGUGAAGAGGAGAUAGCUUUUCUAACUAAAGGAGAAGAUCCAUAUGAUGAUGAAGUGGUCCGUAAGUUAUUCCAUCCGAAUCUGAAACUGCUUCUUGUCACUGAGGGCCCAGAAGGCUGUAGGUACUACACCAAGGAUUUCAACGGGAGAGUAGGCGGAUUAAAGGUGGAAGUGGUGGACACAACAGGUGCGGGGGACGCUUUUGUGGCUGGAAUAUUGUCACAACUCGCUCGUGACCUCUCCUUGCUUCAGGAUGAAGAUAGACUAAGAGAAGCCCUAAUGUUUGCGAAUGCUUGCGGGGCCUUAACCGUGAAAGAGAGAGGCGCAAUCCCGGCACUUCCUACAAAACAGGCCGUCCUCGAUGCCCUUUUGAAAUCAGUUGUCUAAGAUCAUUUGUCUUCUUCAGGGUAAGCCGCCGACAUGAAGAACCCAUUGUUCUACCACGUCAAUGUGUUUCUUCUUCUUCUUCUUCUUCCCUUGUUCUUGUGGUUCUUGUUGUUGUUGUUGUGAAACAUGCGAGUUAAUGUGUACAUCAUUGUUAGGUGUAAAGCCGAGUUCUGUUUUUUUUUCUUUCUUGAAAUAAAAAUUAGGAAAACACUAAUCUGAGAAAUUGUUCAUCUGUAUUGCAGAAUUUGUUUAAGGAAUUCUUUUAGUUCUAGAUA
This is a messenger RNA of Tarenaya hassleriana, 1645 nucleotides long. Its product is annotated as probable fructokinase-6, chloroplastic. Bases 210 to 1370 code for a protein of 386 amino acids. The transcript is spliced from 7 exons. Gene Ontology annotation, biological process: fructose metabolic process. The record is from RefSeq and is a predicted model, not a curated record. Gene Ontology annotation, molecular function: fructokinase activity. Gene Ontology annotation, cellular component: cytosol; chloroplast stroma. NCBI's taxonomy places the organism in Eukaryota, Viridiplantae, Streptophyta, Magnoliopsida, Brassicales, Cleomaceae.